CCCGCGCGUCUCGGGUAAAAAUGACCACCCUGUUAUAUACAUAUUUAUAUAUACAUAUGUAUAUGCAUGUACAAAUAGAUUGGCGAUUUGGCGGUCAACAAAACAAGAGCUCGACGGAAACCAUCGAGUCGAGAGACCCGUAAAAUGGGGAAGUUCUCAAUCUGUGUUUUCCCUCUUCUGUUUCUAUUCGUCACUUCCGCCGCCGCCGCCGCAGCAUUGCCUCUAUCCACCGAUUCUCGGUGGAUCGUUGGGUUGACCGGGCGGCGCGUGAAGCUCGCGUGCAUCGUUUGGCCGUCGCAUCUCGAUGCUGCGGUGGCGGAAGGUCUGAGCAAGCGUCCGAUGGAUGCGAUCGCUGAGAAGAUUCUCUCUAUGGGUUUCAAUUGCGUCAGGUUCACUUGGCCUCUCUAUUUAGCCACCGAUGACUCGUUCGCUUCUAUGACUGUGAGACAGUCUUUGCGAAGACUUGGGCUUUUCGAAGCCAUUUCCGGUGUUCAAGCUAAUAACCCCUCCAUUAUUGAUCUUCCUCUUAUCAGAGCUUUCCAGGAAAUGGUGUCUUGUCUUGGAAAGAACAGAUUGAUGGUGAUAUUAGACAACUACACAAGCCAACCAGGUUGGUGUUGCAGUGACAACGAUGGAAACGGUUUCUUCUGGGACAGACAUUUUAAUCCUGAUCUUUGGAUCAAUAGUCUGAAGAAGAUGGCCUCAAUGUUUGCUAAUGUGUCCAAUGUGGUUGGUAUGAGCUUGCGGAAUGAUCUUCGAGGCCCUAGACAGAACACCGACGAUUGGUACAAGUAUAUGCAAAAAGGAGCUGAAGCUGUCCAUUCGAUGAAUCCUAACGUUCUUGUCAUAGUAUCUGGACUCAGUUACGAGACCGACUUGUCAUUUCUCAGGGAUAAAUCACUAAACCUCACCUUCACAAGGAAGCUAGUGUUUGAGAUUCAUUGGUAUGGGUUUUGGAACUCAUGGGAGACAGAAAACCUGAACCAGAUCUGUGCUAGAUUAACAGAAAACAUGAUGAACAUGUCUGGAUUUCUGCUAGAAAAAGGAAUCCCUCUGUUCGUGAGUGAGUUUGGGGUUGAUCAGAGAGGGAACAACAGAAAUGACAACAGGUUUCUGAAUUGCUUUAUGGCUGUAGCUGCUGAACUUGAUUUGGACUGGGCGCUCUGGACGCUUGCAGGAAGCUAUUACACGAGAGAGAAAGCUAUCGGGGCAGAUGAGUAUUUCGGAGUUUUGGAUUGGAGUUGGAUUGGCAUAAGGAAUUCAACCUUUUUUCAGAGGAUUUCUGCAAUCCAGCGCCCAUUUCGAGGGCCAGGAUUGAUGGAAACUUACCCGCACAAGGUGAUUUUUCACCCUUCAACCGGACUCUGUGUUGUGAGGGAAUCAUGGCCUAACCCUUUUAGACUAAAGCUCGGUCCAUGCAACGAGUCAGAUAGUUGGAGACAUACGCCUCACAGGAUUCUAUCGGUUAAGGAACAACUCCUCUGCAUAAAAGUCGAUGAGAGAGGACAGCCCGCAAAGCUGCGUAUAUUUUUUUCCGAGGCUUCUUGUUCAAAAUGGAAAGUGACAUCUGAAUCAAAGAUGCAACUCGCAUCCCUAACAUGGAGUGGAGCAUCUGUCUGUUUGGAUGUGGAUUCAGACAGCAACAUUGUCACAACCAGCUGCAAAUGCUUACACGGGAACGAGCCAUGUGACCCGGGGAGCCAGUGGUUCAAGCUCGUUACGAGCACGAGAAGAAGAAGAACGAAAGCAAAACCUCUCCUUUGGGUGAACCCAUACAGUAAGACACUCUUCCCAAACCUUUUCCAAUCUGCAAGAGAUCAAGGAUCCAAUCUGGAUUUUAAAACAACUGGAAAAAAAAUCCUUUCUUUAUGAUUCUUGGUGCUUUUUUUUUAUCUGUGUGUGUAUAAUACUUACACUGGUACAUACAAUACACAGUCCUGCACAUGUAAUACACAAUUCAUAUCAAAGGCAUACACUUUCUUGGAGUUGUUUA
Molecule: messenger RNA, 1993 nt
Organism: Tarenaya hassleriana
Lineage: Eukaryota; Viridiplantae; Streptophyta; Magnoliopsida; Brassicales; Cleomaceae
Exons: 4
Coding region: 145-1872 (575 amino acids)
Molecular function (GO): hydrolase activity, hydrolyzing O-glycosyl compounds
Source: RefSeq, a predicted model, not a curated record